AUCAACAGUGAACUGCAGUCGCGCAUGCGCAGAGCUUCAUCCAGCAGCUGAGCCUUGUGUCAAAACACAGAGAAACCAGCAGCGCUAAAUCCACAGCUUUACCUCUAUUAUUUGAAAAGUAUUUGUCGACACAAAGUCAUUUCCAUCUACGUCCGCGUACCAUGACCGAACAAUCAGCAUUACUUCUUCGAAAACAACUGGCAGAGCUCAACAAGAACCCGGUGGAGGGCUUUUCAGCUGGUCUGAUAGACGACGAUGACAUUUAUAAAUGGGAAGUCGUGAUCAUCGGUCCACAAGAUACCCUUUUUGAAGGCGGGUUUUUCAAAGCAUACCUCACCUUUCCCUAUGAUUAUCCUCUACGGCCUCCAAAGAUGAAGUUCAUCACUGAAAUCUGGCAUCCAAACGUUGCAAAGAACGGUGAUGUUUGCAUCUCGAUUCUGCACGAGCCCGGGGAGGAUAAGUUUGGUUAUGAGAAGCCAGAGGAGCGCUGGUUACCGAUCCACACCGUAGAGACAAUCAUGAUCAGUGUGAUCUCCAUGCUGGCAGACCCCAACAGCGACUCGCCGGCUAACGUGGACGCAGCGAAAGAGUGGAGGGAGGACCCUAACGGUGAAUUCAAGAGGAAAGUGGCUCGCUGUGUAAGAAAAAGUCAAGAGAUGGCUUUUGAUUAGGAGUGAAUUUAAAUUCCAGGUUAAAGGGAAUGCCUUCAGAGGGAAGAUUUCAGCAGGCUUUUGCACCCCUUGUUUUGCCAAUGGAAGGAACCGGUUGGCUUCAAACACGUUUCUGUGAACGGUUUCAUUUUCCGCAAGACGAGCCAAUUUGAGAAAAACCCUACCAGCGAAAUUAACCCGUUUCCUACCUGGAAUUGUAUAUUUAAUUUUAUUUAUUUUGAAAGAAUUAAUGAUGUAAGAUAUGUCACUACUGUAAAUUAACUUGCUUUUUUAUCUGCUGCUGAACAGUUUCUACUUUAUACCAGGUUUCUUAUGCAAUUUAGUGGUCAAGAUUGUGUAAAAGCUAAAAACCCGUCACCAUUCGGUCACCAGAUUAACGUCGGCCCAACGAACCCCUGUCAAUAUUCGUGAUUAUUUUCCACUCUGUCUUUCAAUCACUGUUGCCAUUUGUCGGCUUCACUUCCUCACAGUCCUACUGUCAUUUAGAGAGACAGUUUGAGAACUUUUGGAGGGUUUUCACAGUCAAAGUUUCUAGGAAACGGCCUCCUGUUAGUUUCUCCUGUGAGAGCCGGUUAUUUAUAUCUAUAAAACCAUGACUCUCAAACCUGCAUGACCCCUCAAACAGCUCCGUUAUGUUUAUCUGCUAGAUGUGAAAUGAAUGGCUUAUUAAGGAUUUGAGAGUUAUUGUGUUAUAAUAUAAAGCGUCACACACGAGCAUAGCAUAAUGAAGGUUAGAUCCAACUCCUCCGGAUCAAACUUAACUGGAAUAUAGAAAAUCAGGAAUACUUCGCCCACAAAAUAUUCGAAACUUUCAUUCAGUUUACCUUAAAUACAACGGGAGAAAACCGACACUUAUACGGUAUAAUCCAAGUCUCAUUACCUCGUUUAUGAUCAAUACUUUACCGACUUACUUUUACUUAAACGGCUCCAUUUAAAUCACCUUCCUGCUGAAAAUCAAUGUGUGGCAAACGGUGCAUCGAAGAAGUCAUAAAUGAGUCAGGCGUACGACUGGUAAAUGAGUUUGAUUAUACUGCACAAAUGUACCUUUGUACUUCAGAGUGGGUGAAUAAUGGCUACAGGAAUGAUUAUUUUGUGGGGGAACUACUCCUUUUACACGUGUCCCUCAUGGUCAAUUAGGAAAUCUAUUAAUUCAACUCGUUAUUAUGACUCACUGACAACCAAUUAAAGCCAAAUCUUUUUUAAAAACUUCCAUGUGAACUCAAUUUAAAGGUUCAUACAUCAUGUUGUUAAUCUAACAGGGAAUCUUAGGGUCUCCAUUGUAGAAAUAGGCUAGUUUUUCUUAUUUUGUUGUGGCAUGUUAGGCUUUUAUCAGCGUUUAGGUAAAGGAGGAUGUUUAAGUCACUUUCACUCGAGGGUAAUCCUCUUCAAAUCAACAUCUUGGACAAUAUUUAUCACCAUCACUGAAUCGGGGUUUCUGAAAGCGACUUGAAGCACUUAGUAAAACUGAGGGGGAAUGAACACACCUUUUAUUUUUUAGAGAAUACACACAGUUUGGGUGUCGUCUGGAACCACUUUCAUGAUUAUUCUGAAUUAUGUUGUACAUGAUUGACUGACAUUAAAAAGAACAAAUAUC
Eleginops maclovinus (Patagonian blennie) is the source of this 2265-nucleotide messenger RNA. RefSeq names its product ubiquitin-conjugating enzyme E2 G1-like. The transcript is spliced from 6 exons. Gene Ontology annotation, molecular function: ubiquitin conjugating enzyme activity. The record is from RefSeq and is a predicted model, not a curated record. Gene Ontology annotation, biological process: protein polyubiquitination; ubiquitin-dependent protein catabolic process. NCBI's taxonomy places the organism in Eukaryota, Metazoa, Chordata, Actinopteri, Perciformes, Eleginopidae. The coding region runs from base 162 to 671 and encodes 169 amino acids.